This is a messenger RNA of Tarenaya hassleriana, 812 nucleotides long. RefSeq names its product NAC domain-containing protein 83. The record is from RefSeq and is a predicted model, not a curated record. The transcript has 3 exons. Gene Ontology annotation, molecular function: DNA binding. Gene Ontology annotation, biological process: system development; regulation of DNA-templated transcription. The coding region runs from base 23 to 652 and encodes 209 amino acids. Lineage: Eukaryota; Viridiplantae; Streptophyta; Magnoliopsida; Brassicales; Cleomaceae.
AGGGCUUGAGUCAUUCAAAUUGAUGAAGAAGAAAAGUUACCAUAUGGACAUAUCGAUGCAGAGAUUCGUAGUGAAUGGAAGAACCGUGAGAUUGCCUCCCGGUUUUCGUUUUCAUCCCGAAGAGGAAGAUCUCGUCUUCGAGUAUUUAGCCAAGAAGGUCCUCAACCGUCCCAUGGAUUUCAAUCUCCCCGAGAUCGAAUCUUACAAUGCCGAUCCUUGGGACUUGCUAGGAGAGAAGAACAACGAAGCAUAUUUCUUCGCAAAGAAGCAAGAGAGGGAGAGAAAGAGAAGAGAGACGGAUUCAGGGUAUUGGGAAGAAUGUGAAGAAGAGAUGGAAAUGGAAGCUAGGGAUCAGAACAAUUACGGAUUAGGGUUUAAGGGAAUGAAGAAAACGUUCGUCUUCUUCAUCGGCAAAAGGUCUCGAGGAUCGAUAACUCCAUGGCUUAUGCACGAAUUCCGUCUAGUGUACGUCGCGAACGCAAGAUCUCCGUGUCCUAUACGUCUUAAGGAUGCAAUAGAUAAAUGGAGGGCGAUUAAAGUGUUUGCUAAGAGCGAUGAGAGCGAAGAGGAGGAGAUGGAGGAGGAUGACUUCACGGCUUCAGACGAGUCGGAUGGUGAAGAAGUUGUUCAAAAUGGUUCGGUUUGGUGGUGAAUCAUCUGAAUUUAUUUAGUAUAAUAUAUAUAUAUAUAUAUAUAUAUAUAUAUAUAUAUAUUAAGUGUGGCAUUUAGAUGUUAGAACAUAUUAUCAUCGAUAUGUUUUGUCUCUGCACAAAAAUGUUGCAAUUGGAUAAACAUUGAGUUUGCUUUUGUAA